Messenger RNA from Equus caballus (horse), 1022 nucleotides. RefSeq names its product CD68 molecule (gene CD68). The record is from RefSeq and is marked provisional. Gene Ontology annotation, biological process: establishment of protein localization to organelle. Lineage: Eukaryota; Metazoa; Chordata; Mammalia; Perissodactyla; Equidae. Gene Ontology annotation, cellular component: lysosomal membrane; late endosome membrane; plasma membrane.
AGCAGCUGGUACUGAGACGAGCCUAGCUGAACUUUGGGUGAGGCUGGUCUGUCAUGAGGCUGGCUGUGCUUUUCUCAGGGGCCUUGCUGGGGCUACUAGCAGCCCAGGAGACAGGGAAUGACUGUCCUCAUAAAAAAUCAGCCACUCUGCUGCCAUCCUUCACGGUGACCCCUACAGCUACAGAAAGCACAGCAAGCCCUGGAACAACGAGCCACCAAACUACCCAGAGCCACAGAACCACCACCACAGGCACCACCAGCGACCACCCCACAACAGCCACUCACAAUCCUACCACCACCAGUCAUGGAAACACCACAGUUCAUCCAACGACAAGCAACAGUACUGUCACCAGCCCAGGAUCAGCCAGCAGUUCCCCCCACCCAAGACCACCUCCGCCCUCUCCAAGUCCUAGUCCAGGCUCCAAGGAGGCUAUAGGAGAUUACAUUUGGACUAAUGGUUCCCAGCCCUGCGUCCGGCUCCAAGCCCAGAUUCAGAUUCGAGUUCUGUACCCAACCCUGGGUGGAGGAAAGGCCUGGGGCAUCUCUGUACUGAACCCCAACAAAACCAAGGCCCAGGGGGGCUGUGCCCAUCCCCACUUACUUCUCUCAUUCCCCUACGGACAGCUCAGCUUUGGAUUCAAGCAGGAGCCACUGCAGAGCACUGUCUACCUGAACUAUAUCGCUGUGGAGUACAACGUGUCCUUCCCACAGGCAGCGCAGUGGACAUUCUUGGUUCAGAAUUCAUCCCUUCGAGAUCUCCAAGCCCCCCUAGGCCAGAGAUUCAGUUGCAGAAACGCAAGCAUCGCUCUUUCACCAGCUUUCCACCUUGACCUGCUCUCCCUGAAGCUACAAGCUGCUCAGCUGACCCCCACAGGAGCCUUUGGGCCAAGUUUCUCUUGUCCCAGUGACCAGUCCAUCUUGCUGCCUCUCAUCAUCGGCCUGAUCCUCCUCGGCCUCUUCGCCCUGGUCCUCAUUACCUUCUGUGUCAUCCGGAGACGCCCACCCACCUACCAGCCACUCUGA